CUCGCUAUACACCAAGUCACUUGGCUCUGUCAUAACCUCACAUGGGCUCUCCUAUCAUUGCUAUGCAGACGACACACAAUUAAUCUUCUCCUUUCCCCCUUCUGAUGACCAGGUGGCGAAUCGCAUCUCUGCAUGUCUGGCAGACAUAUCAGUGUGGAUGACGGAUCACCACCUCAAGCUGAACCUCGGCAAGACGGAGCUGCUCUUCCUCCCGGGGAAGGACUGCCCGUUCCAUGAUCUCGCCAUCACGGUUGACAACUCCAUUGUGUCCUCCUCCCAGAGUGCUAAGAACCUUGGCGUGAUCCUGGACAACACCCUGUCGUUCUCAACUAACAUCAAGGCGGUGGCCCGUUCCUGUAGGUUCAUGCUCUACAACAUCCACAGAGUACGACCCUGCCUCACACAGGAAGCGGCGCAGGUCCUAAUCCAGGCACUUGUCAUCUCCUGUCUGGAUUACUGCAACUCGCUGUUGGCUGGGCUCCCUGCCUGUGCCAUUAAACCCCUACAACUCAUCCAGAACGCCGCAGCCCGUCUGGUGUUCAACCUUCCCAAGUUCUCUCACGUCACCCCGCUCCUCCGCUCUCUCCACUGGCUUCCAGUUGAAGCUCGCAUCCGCUACAAGACCAUGGUGCUUGCCUACGGAGCUGUGAGGGGAACGGCACCUCAGUACCUCCAGGCUCUGAUCAGGCCCUACACCCAAACAAGGGCACUGCGUUCAUCCACCUCUGGCCUGCUCGCCUCCCUACCACUGAGGAAGUACAGUUCCCGCUCAGCCCAGUCAAAACUGUUCGCUGCUCUGGCCCCCCAAUGGUGGAACAAACUCCCUCACGACGCCAGGACAGCGGAGUCAAUCACCACCUUCCGGAGACACCUGAAACCCCACCUCUUUAAGGAAUACCUAGGAUAGGAUAAGUAAUCCUUCUCACUCCCCCCCCCCCCUAAAAGAUUUAGAUGCACUAUUGUAAAGUGGCUGUUCC
This is a messenger RNA of Oncorhynchus keta (chum salmon), 977 nucleotides long. RefSeq lists its product as uncharacterized. Bases 158 to 907 code for a protein of 249 amino acids. The transcript has 2 exons. The record is from RefSeq and is a predicted model, not a curated record. NCBI's taxonomy places the organism in Eukaryota, Metazoa, Chordata, Actinopteri, Salmoniformes, Salmonidae.